AUGGAAAAAAUGACUUCUUGGCAUAACACAAAUUUAAGAUGGUUUGUAUUAGUGUUAAUUGGUGUUUAUCCAUUAGUACAGUUUUUAAUAGGGGAAUAUCCAGCACUUUUAGGAGAACAGAUCAAGUCUUAUUUUGAUGUGAGUUAAGCAGAAAUUAAUUAUCUAUGA
Molecule: messenger RNA, 168 nt
Organism: Paramecium sonneborni
Lineage: Eukaryota; Ciliophora; Oligohymenophorea; Peniculida; Parameciidae
Source: the annotation of a GenBank genome assembly